Messenger RNA from Thelazia callipaeda (thelaziosis nematode), 2391 nucleotides. NCBI's taxonomy places the organism in Eukaryota, Metazoa, Nematoda, Chromadorea, Rhabditida, Thelaziidae. The record is from the annotation of a GenBank genome assembly.
AUGCAGUAUCAGUACAACUCAGGAAUAGACUACCGUCGUCGUCCAAGCCAUUUAAUCAUUAACAGUAUCAAGAGGUUACGGCCACUAAAAGCUAAUGGAAUCAUUACAGAAACGUUUGAACGUCAUAUGCAAGAAAAACAGCAUCAGCGAGAGCCAUUAGUUAUGAAUGCCUAUGAAUCAAAAACUUUUCGACAUCGGCUACAAAAUGCUUUAGAAAAGGCGUAUGCUCAGUCCACGUCAAGCAAAUCUUUCAAUAAAAUUUAUAAAAAGAGUAAUGUUCUGCCACGAGCAGUAUCGCCAUUUUUGCAAUUAUCGAAUACAGAAUACGAUGAUGACAAGCCUGUCAAUGUGCAACCAACGCUGAAACCAACAAUAGCAACAACAGUCUCGGUCCAAAGCGAAACACUGAAAUCCUGGAGACCAGUGUCUGAGACUGAAUCAUCCUCAGAAACUGAAGGCGGAAAAGCAAGACAAAAUAGAAUUCAGGCAAGACGGCGUAAAUUGGGUCCAUUAGUGAAAUCACUGAGAAAUCCAUAUCCUCGGCGCAAUUGGCAUCGGAUUAUUAUUGCGGAUAACGAUUCCCUUCGAUUUUCUGAUACAGUACGUAAUAUUGUAGAACAGCGGUUACGACAACUUGCAGCGCAACGAUUAGCAAAGAAUCAUCACACUGCUAAUGCAAUGAAGGGAAAACGACCACACACAAGUGAAAUAACUCUUUCAAAUGCAAGAAAAUCUGAUGACGAAGCAAAUGAAUUGUCAACGAUAGAAAGAGUACAACCGACUACAGCAAUUACAGUAACUUCUAGUAAUACAAUAUCUGAUAUUGAUUUCGAUACUGAAACUACUUCAAGUAAUACUAACGAUAAUAUUUCUACUAUGAUUCCAAGAACGAUACAUACUACUACUACCAAAUCAGUUAGCACUACUGAUGCUAAUAAUGCUACCAGCACCACUGCAACUACCUUGAGUGAAAGUUCGUCAAGUAGAGCUCUUGGCUUGAAGAAUGCAGCAGUUAUCAAUUCAAAAGCACUUUCUUUGAGUACCUCGCAAAAUGAUUACCACUUUCGAAGGAUUCCACCACCGAAAAAGUUCAAAUUCACUCAAAAAUUUAGAAGGCAACCACGACUGAGAAUAAGAAAACCAGAUGAAAGUGGACCUCUGCGAGGAAACCAGACGUCUUUAGGACGAAAUCCAAUUAUUUUGCCUCACCUUGCACCAUUACGUCAUGAAAAUAAAGAUCAGCAAGCAAUAUCUACUAAUAACGCAAACGGUUUCUCGAGAGAAUCUGGUCAUAAUUUCGAAAUUCUGAAACAUUCUGAUGAAUCCACUACAACUACUACUGCUACUGCUAGAUUUGAUAGUUCAAAUAUGCCUAUAGAAGAUUUGUCAUUAACAUCGCAUACAACCGGAUCGACAGACAAUAGUGAAUCCAAUUCUAGUAAAUUCACAUUUAAUAAAAGUGAUUUGAUACAAUUUGGCGGAGGUAAGCCACCACCCGUUGAUUUCAAUCAAGCAAACAUUGGUAUAUUCAGUAGCAGCGACGACAACAAAUCAGAAGAACAAGCUUUACCUGCCAAAUCAGCGGAUGAUAAAGAAAUGAAAAGUACAACUGCAUCUGAAGCAUUUACUGACGACCCAGCCUAUAUAAGAUCACGAGCUUCUCCUUCCCCUUCAUCAUUCGAAGACGGACAGGAAACUUUGGAAACCAAAAAUUCAGGACUACUUGCUGCAUCCCCACCACCUGACUUUGCCGGUGAAUUUGGAACUGGAAUUGGCAAACCAUCUCACGCAGUUUCAUUUGGUAGUGGACCACCACCAGAAGCACCAGGUGAGUAUUACAAUGAAAUUGAAGACUCAAUAUUCACAGGGGAUUCAGCCCUAACACCUAAUCGAGCUGGGCCAACAGGUGACGGUCUAGGUCCACCGAUUCUUUCUGGUGCAGCCAUACCACCUCCAGUACCAGCAGUAGGCAUUGGCGGUGCAGCAGCUGGCAUUCCACCUUCAGCCGCAAAUGACUUUUUCAGAUCUACAGAAAAUCCACCAAGCACUAUAAAACCAUCGGCACUACUGAGUGUUCUCAACAAGGCAGAUAUUGGUUUUAAUCAGGCAAUUAAUCAUUUCGAACAAGGCACACCAAUUGAAUCAGCUGCAAUUGAUAUUCUAGAAGUAGCAUUGGGUAGUGAGAAAUUGGAUAGUCAAGCAAAAUUACUCGGUCAUAUCGACCGCACGAUUGGUAUUGAUAAUCUACAAAGGUUACAAAGAUGGGCAAAUACAGGUGGUGCGCUGGAUGCUCUUAAAGAUCAGCUAAUGAAAAUCGCCAAAAACUACAGCCCACCAGAAAACCUCAUCCCAACUGUACCACCACAGUUCCAAUAUCUCUUUAACCCAUGA